AUGAGGCAGGAGAACUGCGUUCUGGAUUUUUAUGAUGCCCCCACCACUUACUGUUUUUUUUUUGAUGACAAGCUAAAAUUAUAUUUUAGUUACUUCGACAAAUGGAUUAAUGUGAAGAAGUCUUAUUGUGAACAUAGUGGAACGUUUGCCAAAGGUCUAAAAGACCUCCUGCGAAUAUACAAUUUGCAACACGCCGGGCGACUUCAUAGCGGUAUAGACGACGUGAAAACUAUAUGCUCUUUAACGUCAGCUAUUGCUCAGGAAGGAUAUGUUUUCAGGUUCGUUUCUAGAAGAUAU
Messenger RNA from Ostertagia ostertagi, 297 nucleotides. The record is from the annotation of a GenBank genome assembly. NCBI's taxonomy places the organism in Eukaryota, Metazoa, Nematoda, Chromadorea, Rhabditida, Trichostrongylidae.